Messenger RNA from Anarrhichthys ocellatus (wolf-eel), 3354 nucleotides. It is a transcript of the gene tafa5l, whose product is annotated as TAFA chemokine like family member 5, like. NCBI's taxonomy places the organism in Eukaryota, Metazoa, Chordata, Actinopteri, Perciformes, Anarhichadidae. The record is from RefSeq and is a predicted model, not a curated record. Bases 1097 to 1495 code for a protein of 132 amino acids. The transcript has 5 exons.
CAGCAGCAGUGUUUCCUUCCAUGGAUUGAAGGGAGGAAAUCCUCUUCUUCGGCGUCGCCUGCAAUGCAAAUGGUGCCGACCGGGACAGAAUAAGGCUGCGUUAACACACUCAUCUGUAACAAACACCUGACUUUGCGAGGACGGGAAGCUUUAUUAUUUAAAAAAAAGAUUUUUUUCCUCGAGCCCGAGGUGCCAGGCAUCACCACUGACAAUUUCCCAGCGCCCUCCGCAAAGGCUCAUACAGGUGACAAGUGUGUCCAACUUCACCGCAUCGCCCGCGUCGUCGACGCGCUCAGAGAGUGCUUUCUCCGGCGGCAGCGCGCGCUGCGUGAGACCCGUCGCUCUUGUUUUGACGUGACAUUUUGAGCUGGAGCUGCAGUGCACAUGUGGCCACGUAUGACGCAUAUGCGCCUUCAGCUGUUUGGUUAAAAAAGAAAAAAAAAAAAAAAAGCCGGCGUCGGACGCUGGAGUGUUGAGUUGUCGGGCAAGUUGCUGAUUGGUAUGUUCGUCAUGUCCGCCUGGGCUAACUUGCGCGUCUCUCUGUAGAGUCGCACAGAGCUGCGGUCGGGGCAGAAGUUGCUUGGGAAUAAUAACAGUGCGAAGAGGUUGAUGUGAGCGGCUGAAUUUACUACAAGCAUCAUCAGCGUCUCUGUGUGCGGAUCAGGACUGCGGGGGGACCGCUGCCGCUCACCGCUCUUCAUCUACAUACUAACAGUUUUUUUUUGCAGAAGCCUGCCAGUAAAUUUCAGCUCCUGAGACCACAGCUGCGUAAACUUGGCCAUAUCUGGUGACAUUGUACCCUCUCUGUGUGUAUGUGCGUGCGUGCGUGCAUGGGCGCAUGUGUGUGUGUGUGUGUGUGCGCGCGCUGAGCAGCCUGGAUGGAUAUGCGGCUCACCGAGGGAAUUUGAAAAGCAAGGGGGGAUUACUAUCGGUCCCUCUCCUUUUAUAACCUCAAAAUGGAUGCCGACGACAGCCUGUGGAAACGCCAGUGGAUUAGCCACUCUUCCGCCGAUCUGAUUGACAUCUGAGCGGCACGAGCGUUCAAAGUUUGGAUAAUCUGUAAAAGAAAAAAAAAAAAAAAGGCUCAAGGUGUAGGAUGCAGUCUGGAGUGAAGACGCUCUCCGCAGGUGGAGGUGCGUCACUCUGCUGCCUGCUGCUCCUCUGGCUCAUCUACUCCCAUCUGCUCAGAGAGGGCCAGUUGGCGGUGGGAACCUGCGAGAUAGUGAUGCUCAACAGAGACAGCAGCGUCCCCAGACGGACCAUCGCAAGGCAGACGGCCCGCUGUGCCUGCCGGAGAGGCCAGAUCGCCGGGACCACCAGGGCGAGGCCAGCAUGUGUAGACGCGCGAAUCGUGCGGAGUCGUCAGUGGUGCGAGAUGGCUCCCUGCCUGGAGGGGGAGGUCUGCAGCUACCUGUUCAACCGAUCCGGCUGGACCUGCACCAGGGGCAGCGGUCGCAUCAAGACCGUCACGCCUUUGCCCAAGGAACCGUCGUAGGAUGCAGAGAAAACAGCAAGUAUGUUCAUUGUCAUCCAUGCUACAAAAGGAACUGAGACCAAUCUCUACACCAGAACAUUGUGUCCAUUCACCAACGAGAUUCCCAAACUUAAGACCAGGUUUGACCUUCAAUACUAAAAUAAAUAAAUAGUGAUAAUCCGGAGUUUCUCCAAUCCCCACAGUGAAAGACUCUCGGCAGACACUUCUGAGAACUCUGAGAAGUCUCAAGUGAGCAGCAUGGUAUACUCCAUCGGCAUUGAAUCUUCACGCAGCCAAAUUCGUGGACACGUCACAGAACUAAAAUCCCUGUGAGGAACAUUUAUCAACGGGGCAGUGGAAUAUUCAGUGAAGUACUUUACCUUUUAUUUUUGUCCUUGUUAUCCAACAUCCAGUCUGCAGGGGAGAGCUCCUUGAAGAUUUUUCGUACCUUUGUGGCUUGAUUUAGACUUGUCAAAAGGUCUUUCAGAAGUCGAUCCCGUUCAUCUUCUUUACUAUCCCUGCUAUGAAGCCGUCCGGGGUUAUAUUCCAGCCAAGUUCCUUUAAUGUCAGCUUACUGCUGAAGAGUAAUGACUCUGCAGAGGUUGAGCCAGGCCGUAUUGUCCAUUGGAUUCUUUCUCUCAUUUGGCUGAUGGGUGAAACUUUACACCUCUGCAUUUAAAUACACACAGGACGGACGGUUGUGAGAAAGCAUGAAAGUCUCUUGGAAUGUCACAGAAGAGACGACAGAGACGAGUUGACUCAAUGACUGAAGGUCACGAUGGUGAAAUGUGGACAUUUUGAGCGUCUUAGCUUAUAACUUAUGUUUUUUUAAUGUGGUGCCAACAUAGACUAGAAGAGUAGUUUUUGUCAAUGAACCUCACACAUCUUGUACACACCACCGGGAGCAUUUAGCCGAUGUGGAACCCUGGCUCAUGUUAAUGGUCUGUGUGUUUGUGAGCAAGUGAUUUUGCAUCUCUCCACGUGGGAAUGUGUGUGUGUGUGUGUGUGCGCUUGUGCGUGAGUGUGUGUGCACAUCCAGAGAUACACUGUGAAAUAAGUCAUAUCCAAUGCAUCAUUCAUACUCUUGUAUAUUUUUGGGACACGCCCAGACCAGAGCUCACCAUCUGGCAAGAGAAGCAUUUGCAAUUUUACAGAUGUUGGAUAUCAUUUUAAUCUUCACGGGUGAAUCCUGGGAUUGACUUUUCUUUUCUUUUGUGUCUUUUAUUUAGUACAUAGAGAUAUUUAUAUUGGGGGGGGGUGGGGGGGCUGGGGACAGAUCUACAGUGUGUCGCAUAAGUUAAAUUCUGUAAUUAAAAUCAAUUCAUGCGUGAUUAAAUGUAUUCAGAAUCCUUGUUUAAAUUGACUAUAUUUUGAUAAGAAAUGUUUUGGCUAGCUGGACGUGCUAUUUGCUGAUUUCAGAUGCUUGAUAUAUUUGAAAUUAUGUAUAUAUACAUAUAUAUAUAUAUAUAUUCAAUUAAUGUAUUUUAUGUUCUGUGGGUCUCAUUUCAAGCGGAGGUAAAGCAAAGGAGAAGCACAAGAAGGCAUUCUUCUGAGAGAAGUACAAGAGGUGGACAAAUUAACAAGAACACCAGCAAGAUAUUACAAAAACACAAUGAAAAUAAAACACAAUUGAAAUACAUGUAUAUUAAUAUAUGUACUAAGGUACGGUCAACCCGAAGUCUCAAAAAAUAGCCUUCACAUAGCAAGUGUUUGUUGCAGGGCAAUUACAAUAUAUUUCCACAGGUGUUCCUGUUAAUGUGUCUACAUCCUGUUUUUGUUUUUUUCAUUUCUUUGUACUAAAAGAUCCUGUACAUCUCCAUCUUAAUGUAUGCAUUUGAGGAUAUAAAGAGCGCGUCCGCUCCCGGGAGCUGCGGAGUGUA